This is a messenger RNA of Seriola dumerili (greater amberjack), 1458 nucleotides long. Its product is annotated as calsequestrin-2-like. Gene Ontology annotation, molecular function: calcium ion binding. The transcript is spliced from 11 exons. The record is from RefSeq and is a predicted model, not a curated record. Gene Ontology annotation, cellular component: sarcoplasmic reticulum lumen. The coding region runs from base 139 to 1368 and encodes 409 amino acids. Gene Ontology annotation, biological process: regulation of cardiac muscle contraction by regulation of the release of sequestered calcium ion. Lineage: Eukaryota; Metazoa; Chordata; Actinopteri; Carangiformes; Carangidae.
UAUUAGCUAGAGAAGUGACAGAGAUCAAAUCAGUGGGUGCAUUUUAUCUUGUGCAUGGCAUCUCUUCACGCUGGGCCUUGAGAGGUUCUUUGAUUUCCCUGACAACUUCAAUCCGGCUCACAGACCACCUCAACAACAAUGCAGCAGCUCUGGCUUCCUCUGCUGUGCGGCCUCUGCCUCCUCCUGGCUUUCCUGUGCAGCGCCGAGGAAGGUCUCGAGUUCCCCAACUUCGACGGGAAGGACAGGGUGCUGGACAUGAACGAGCGCAACUACAGGAAGGCUCUGAAGAGGUACGACCUGCUGUGUCUGUUCUACCACGAGCCCCUGCCGGCCAACAAGGGUCUGCAGAAGCGCUUCCAGAUGACAGAGCUGGUGCUGGAGCUCACAGCUCAGGUCCUGGAGAACAAAGACAUAGGUUUUGGGAUGGUGGACUCUCAGAGGGACGUCAAAGUCGCCAGGAAACUGGGUCUGGAGGAGGUGGGCAGCUUGUACGUUUUCAAGGACGACCGUGUCAUUGAGUUUGACGGCGAGCUCUCAGCGGACACGCUGGUGGAGUUCCUGCUGGAUGUGUUGGAGGACCCAGUGGAAAUGAUCAACACUGCCAUGGAGCUGCGAGCCUUCGAGAGAAUGGAGGAGGACAUCCGCCUCAUUGGAUACUUUAAGGGAGAAGAUUCAUACUAUAAAGCUUUCCAGGAGGCAUCAGAGCGUUUUCAACCUUACAUCAAGUUCUUUGCUACAUUUGAUAAAUCUGUAGCCAAACAUCUGUCCCUCAAGAUGAACGAGGUGAAUUUCUAUGAGCCGUUUAUGGAGGAGCCUGCCAUCCUGCCCGGCAGACCCCUGUCAGAGAUGGACAUCGUCGAGUUUGUCACCCAACACAGAAGGGCCACGCUGAGGAAGCUCCGGGCAGAGAAUAUGUUUGAGACAUGGGAAGACGACAUGGACGGAAUACAUAUCGUUGCGUUUGCUGAGGAAGAAGAUCCAGACGGCUACGAGUUCCUGGAGAUCCUGAAAGACGUGGCCAGGGACAACACCAACAACCCAGAGCUCAGCAUAGUCUGGAUCGAUCCGGAUGACUUCCCUCUGCUGACCACUUACUGGGAGAAAACCUUCAAGUUGGACCUGUUUCGACCUCAAAUUGGUGUCGUCAACGUAACAGAUGCCGACAGCGUGUGGCUGGACAUGUCCAACGACGAGGACUUGCCCACUGCGGAGGAGCUGGAGGACUGGAUAGAGGACGUCCUGUCGGGGAGGGUGAACACCGAGGACGACGAUGAGUCAGCCGAUGACCAGGAAAACCCUGACAGCUACAUCACGGAGGAUAGCGACGGAAGUCACGACCAAGACGACGAUGACGACGGUGAUGACUAAACUGAAUGUCUCGGGCUCGGCACAUUAGAAACAGAUUGUUGACUCAUUCAAAUGUUCUCAUUUCAAAGAUGUGAAAUUGAAAAAAAAAAA